UUAGUACACGUAAAACAACUUACAUUGAACUUGUCGCUGUAGAACACUUUACUGGAGAUAAGGUCUCCUCCCUGCCACUAGGAGGCUCCAGGGUCCAUUCUACCCGGGCUUGAAUAUUAUCCUCAAAGUAAAUGAAUAAUCAGUGAGAUUAAGAGAAUCAAGAGUUGUAGUAAAAAAAAAGAAAAGACCAAACGCCUUUAAAAAACUAAGACAGUCCAGUUUCCUGUGAAGACAGAACCUACAAGAACUAGAAUUUGGUGAGGUUUAGAAAACAAUCAAAACCAUGAUUCACUGCUUUGAAUAAUUUCAAGCACUAUUUCAAUUAAAUAUUUUCAAAAUCAGAAAGCUCUUAAAACUAUUGGAACAUGUUAAGAUUUCAACAUAUUUAUUUGAACCUUGACCCCAGAAUGAAGAUGUCGUGCCCAGUUUUUAAAAUUGUUUCUCUUCUUUCCUGUCCUUCAUAUAUUUGGUUUAAUUAUUUUCUUUCCGAUUACAUUAUUCACUUGAUACAUUUAGUAGACAGUUUAGUCCACUGAACCACUUGGGGGCGGUGUUUCUUUCUCUGCUGCUGGAAUCCAACACAACAAUGGCGACUCCCAGUCCUGAUAGUAGCUCCGGCUCCAGCUCUAGCUUCGGCGGAGGGGUCGUGGGAUCCACGUCCCACCUACUGCACCAGCAGACCCAGAGCAGCAGCAUGCAAGGGUUUCAGAUCAGCCUGUGUGGAGUUUCUCAGAGUAAACGUAAAGCUCUGAAGCUGAUCUUUGCCAACCCACCAGUCAAACCCACAUCCAGACUCUCCAUUAAUCCCACCCCUCCGUCUUUCCAAAACCCACACAUAGAACGUCUGAGGACCCACAGCAUCGAGUCUUCAGGGAAGCUGAAGAUCUCUCCAGAGCAACAUUGUGACUUUACUGCUGAAGAUCUUCGAGACCUGGGUGAAAUCGGCCGAGGAGCCUAUGGUUCGGUCAACAAAAUGGUCCACAAACCUACGGGUCAGAUCAUGGCUGUGAAGAGGAUUCGAUCCACGGUGGAUGAGAAGGAGCAGAAGCAGCUGUUGAUGGAUCUGGACGUGGUGAUGAGGAGCAGCGAUUGUCCAUACAUUGUUCAGUUCUACGGCGCCCUUUUCAGAGAGGGUGACUGUUGGAUCUGUAUGGAACUCAUGUCUACCUCAUUAGACAAAUUCUACAGAUAUGUUUACUGUGCUUUAGACGACGUCAUUCCAGAGGAGAUUUUAGGGAAAAUCACAUUAGCUACGGUCAAAGCACUGAACCAUUUGAAAGAAAACUUGAAAAUCAUCCACCGAGACAUCAAACCCUCCAACAUUCUGAUGGACCGUAAAGGAAACAUCAAGCUGUGUGAUUUUGGAAUCAGUGGUCAACUUGUGGACUCCAUCGCUAAGACCAGGGACGCCGGCUGUAGACCUUACAUGGCUCCAGAGAGAAUAGACCCCAGUGCCUCCAGACAAGGCUACGACGUUCGCUCCGACGUCUGGAGUCUGGGAAUCACACUGUACGAGUUGGCCACGGGCAGGUUUCCCUAUCCAAAGUGGAACAGUGUUUUUGAUCAGCUGACACAGGUGGUGAAAGGAGAACCUCCACAGCUCAGCAACUCAGAGGAGAGACAGUUUUCCCCAAAAUUCAUCACCUUCGUCAACCUGUGCCUCACAAAGGACGACUCCAAAAGGCCAAAGUACAGAGAACUGCUGAAACAACCCUUCAUCCAGAUGUACGAGGAGCGUCUGGUAGACGUGGCCUCCUACGUCUGUCGGAUCCUGGAUCUGAUUCCUGCCUCUCCAGUCUCUCCGAUGUACGUGGACUGAUGCCGAAGUGCUCCAUCUGCAAUAGUGUGUGUGUGUGUGCGUGCGUGUGUGAGAGUGAGAGUGAGAGAGUGAGCGUGCGUGCAUGUUUUUCAUUUCCAAAGGACAAAAAAAACUUGGCCCAAACUUCCCUGGUGCAAAGACCAAGAGUUUCUCCGGUUUAUGAUCUGAUAAUUCGCUAGGUGGCGCCAAAGGAAAAGUGUAGGGCAGUGAGGAAUGUGGACCCUUUUAAAGAUGAAUCCACAUCAGUCUGUACCAGUCAGUCAGUGACUGCUGUAAUCAGCACUGACACCUGUGUCUGAUCCAUACUGCGUAUCACUGUAGUAACCAUAGAAUAUUACAGUAUUACUGAAGCUGCUGACCCGAUACUCCAUUUCAAACAGUUGUUACUUUAUAUUUUAGUAAGUUAUUAGUGGUGCUGAUAUGAGUACCAGUCUGAUGUUGGUACUAAUAUUUAGUUCUGCUGGCAACACUGGUACUGUUAAUGAGGCACACUCACUCCAUCCAGCGGCCAGUCGGUGUAACUUCAGCAAAAAUUAAAAAAUGUCAAAUUAUUGUUUCAAAACGAAAUUCAUCUUUAUUAACUAGUGGUCACUCAGUGUAACUGCAGUAUGAGACUGUAUGGGCAUGGGUUUAAUAAUAUAUAUGUAUAUAUUUAUACAUAUAUACUAUAUAUAUAUAUAGGUGUGUGUGUGUGUGUGUCAAACAAGAUGUUAACCAAAUAAACCAACGAACAAAGAUUCUAAAGAACUUUAUUUUCAUGUUGUGUGUUGAGUAUUGUUCACUCUCACACACACAAACGGUGGUGUUGUGGCUUCACUUUAGUUUUUUUUUUAAAAAUAAGCACACAUUGUGAGAUUCUUUUGUGACGCAGACGAUUUGAGCUGAUCCUGUUUUUCCUGAUGUAAAGUUACUUUAGGACGUGAUGUCCUUUCAUGUAAAUGUGUAAAUGUAAAUAGUUCCAGGAAGUCUGCUGUUUUCCAGGCGGUUCUGCUUCACAGUUGAGAUGAUUGGAUUUGAGAAUUGAUUGUUCUGGUUUUGGGGGAUGAACGUCACAGCUUUUCAGCUGCCUGUCGUAGCACUGUACUAGGGAGCUGCUCAUCCACCACACUGCCACCAACAGGCAAAAUAGCAGUAGCUACACCUGUUUAAGAAAAUGCUGCUAAAAUACAAACUUCUCACACACACACACACAGGUUCAGAGUUGAGCUGCAGGUGAAGAGUGGGCUGAUGAUGUGUAGUCUUCCUUCUGCUGCUCAGCAGGUUCCUGGUUGAAUUCCAUUCUUCACGUCUUCCACUUCUGACACCUAUAGAAAGUGUUGUUUCAGGAAGGGCAUCUGUGUAUAAACUGCCAAAUCACUUCACUGCCUCUGUGGUGCCAAAUGAUGGUAGAACAGUUUAAGGCGAUUCAUUGCAGUAAGAUGGAGUUAUUCCAUCUUCAUCUGCUGCAGUGUUGAGUCUUUACAGUCCUGUUGGUCUGUGGUCUGUGUCCAUGUGUCCUGGUCACUGACCACACGUCAGAGAGUCGCCUCCAAUAAGAAUGUAUACAAACUGUUUGGAUUCAAACUCAUCUCGUCUUCUCUGGUGGGAAUUUUUUUUCUGAAGAAGCUUUUCUUUUGAAGCCACUGCUGAAUUCUUAGGGUACAUACAAAAAAGGUGAUGAUGAUGUCAUAGAAAUUGCGAUCUAUUAGAAUAUUGAUAGUAGAUUAUACGAUAAUAUUAAGGACUAUUGUAUCUUUAUUGAGGGUUAGAAAUAAAUUUCCCAUGAAAAGAUUUUUCACUA
Messenger RNA from Cynoglossus semilaevis (tongue sole), 3599 nucleotides. It is a transcript of the gene map2k4b, whose product is annotated as mitogen-activated protein kinase kinase 4b. The coding region runs from base 587 to 1819 and encodes 410 amino acids. NCBI's taxonomy places the organism in Eukaryota, Metazoa, Chordata, Actinopteri, Pleuronectiformes, Cynoglossidae. The record is from RefSeq and is a predicted model, not a curated record. Gene Ontology annotation, biological process: MAPK cascade; protein phosphorylation. Gene Ontology annotation, molecular function: JUN kinase kinase activity; ATP binding. The transcript has 12 exons.